Messenger RNA from Galendromus occidentalis (western predatory mite), 7404 nucleotides. It is a transcript of the gene N, whose product is annotated as neurogenic locus Notch protein. The annotation marks the transcript as partial. NCBI's taxonomy places the organism in Eukaryota, Metazoa, Arthropoda, Arachnida, Mesostigmata, Phytoseiidae. Gene Ontology annotation, molecular function: protein binding; calcium ion binding. Gene Ontology annotation, cellular component: signaling receptor complex; plasma membrane; cell surface. The transcript has 4 exons. The record is from RefSeq and is a predicted model, not a curated record. Gene Ontology annotation, biological process: multicellular organism development; cell differentiation; axon guidance.
AAUGUGUUCUUGAUUGCAGGUUUCCAGUCGUGCAACCCGAACCCAUGCCAAAAUAGCGGCGAAUGCGAAUUCGCUCCCAAAGGACAAUCGAAAUGCUCAUGUCUACCCUCCUUUGCCGGAGAAUACUGCCAGCAUCAGAACCCGUGCACCGCGCAAGGCAAUCCGUGCCGUCACGGGGCAUCAUGCGAGCCCCACGUCUCCGUGAACGGCAUCGACUACACUUGUCAUUGCCCCAUCGGAUACAGCGGUUCGCUGUGCGAGCAUCGGCAGCCCUCGAUUUGUGACCACAACCCCUGCGAGAACGGGGCGGAAUGUCAACUCUUAUCCCUCAACGACUACGUCUGCAAGUGCGCUCCGGGUUUCCGCGGCUCACACUGCGAGAAACGUGACAACUGCGCGAACUCUCCGUGCAAGCACAGCGUGUCGUGCAUUUCGACGGACUCGGGCUUCGAGUGCAUCUGCAACGAAGGCUACGAAGGCGUCAAAUGCGAAUACGACAUCGACGAGUGCGAACGGAAUCCGUGCGUGCACGGCGGCCGCUGCACCAACCACAUGGGCGGCUACACGUGCCAGUGCAAGCCCGGCUACACCGGAAAGAACUGCGAGAAGGAGUUCGUACCGUGCAAACCGAGCUCGUGCCUGCACGACGGCAUCUGCGCCCCGGUCGGCAAGCACGAUUACAACUGUACGUGCCCGAAGGGUUUCAAGGGCAAAGACUGCGAGAUAAACAUCGACGACUGUAUCGGGAGCCUCUGCGCUAACGGGUCAACGUGCAUCGACGGAAUCAACGGUUACACGUGCGCUUGUCCACCGACGAUGACCGGCGACUACUGUACGAUCGAUAUCGACGAGUGCGCCGCCAAUCCCGGCAUCUGCAAGAACGGUGCCACCUGCACGAACACCCUCAACGGUUUCACGUGCGCCUGCGUCAACGGAUGGACGGGAGCGGACUGCUCGGAGAACAUCGACGAUUGCGCUGGAGCGAACUGCCAUAAUGGGGCGACUUGCGUCGAUCGCGUGGGCCGUUACGAUUGUAAAUGCCCACCGGGGAAAAUCGGUCUCUUAUGCCAUAUCGACGACGCCUGUCUUUCGAACCCCUGCCACGCAGGAGCCAUCUGCGAUACGAGCCCAGUCGACGGCAGAUACACUUGCUCGUGCAAGGACGGCUGGACGGGUCUCGAUUGCUCCGAAGAUCUGAACGAGUGCUCCGGGAACGUCAACCCGUGCGAGCACGGUGGACUCUGCGUCAACACGCCUGGGUACUUCGCGUGCAACUGCACGCUGGGAUUCACCGGUCCUCGAUGCGAGGUCAACAUCAACGAAUGCGAACCGAACCCCUGCAGGAACGACGGGACGUGUCUGGAUGAGACAGGAGCGUAUCGUUGCAUCUGCAUGCCUGGUUUCCAUGGAAUUCACUGCGAGAACGACAUCGAUGAGUGCGCCUCGAACCCAUGCGGCCAAGGCUAUUGCCUGGAUCAGGUCAACGGAUACCGAUGCACGUGUCCCAUAGGCUUCACAGGAGCCAACUGUGAGAUCAACGUCGACGACUGCGUGGACAACCCUUGCCAGAACGGCGGUCAUUGCUACGAUCUCGUGGGAGGCUUCGUUUGCAACUGCAAAAACGGUUUCAGUGGAAAAUAUUGCGAGGUCAAUAUCGACGACUGCCGAAGCAACCCCUGUCUGAACGGAACCUGUGUCGAUGGCGUGGGAACUUUCCACUGCAACUGCAAACCGGGCUAUACGGGGACUCUGUGCCAAACACAAAUCAACGAGUGUCUUAUCGAGCCCUGCAAGCACGGCGGGAUAUGCACGGACUUCGAGAGUGGGUACAAAUGUCACUGCAAAGAAGGAACGACGGGCAAAAAUUGUGAGCACAACAUCAACGAAUGCUUGUCCAACCCCUGUCGACACGGGGCCACCUGCAUCGACGGCAUAAACGAGUACACCUGCAAAUGCAAGCCUGGAUACACCGGAGUGAACUGCGAAAUCGACAUAAACGAGUGCUCGCCAAACCCAUGCGAGAACAACGCUCGCUGCGUCGACCUCGUCAACAACUUCCAGUGCAUUUGCCCCAGGGGCUACUACGGAACGAGAUGCAACUCCGACGUCGACGAGUGCGCUUCCAGUCCAUGUCAUAACGGUGGAACGUGCGAAGACGACCUCAACAAAUACAAAUGUCACUGCCCGGCCGGAUUCACGGGCCAUCGCUGUGAGAGCGAGAUCGACGAAUGCAAAUCGAACCCUUGCCAGCACGGAGGCGUCUGUCAGGACAAAUUGGCUAAUUAUACCUGCACGUGUGCUCGCGGUUUCACCGGAGCUAACUGCGAGAUUAACAUCGACGAUUGCGCCAGUGCUCCAUGCAACAAUGGCGGAUCUUGUAUUGAUCUCGUCGACGGCUACCAAUGUGUCUGCGACGUUCCCUUCUCCGGACCCACCUGCGACGUUCGUCUUGAUCCGUGCGGUGCCAAGAGGUGCAAGAACGGCGCCAUCUGCUCGCCCAGCUCCAACUACAUGGAUUUCUCGUGCAGCUGCAAACUUGGCUUCACGGGACGUCUCUGCGACCAGGACAUAAACGAGUGCGCCGUGAGCAAUCCCUGCCGCAACGGCGCCACCUGCCACAACACCUUCGGUUCGUACACCUGCAACUGCACCAAGGGCUACGAGGGCAAGGACUGUCUGAUCAACACGGACGACUGCGCCAGCUUCCCGUGCAAGAACGGCGGCACCUGCCUCGACGAGGUCGGCGACUACCAGUGUUUGUGCGUCGACGGUUUCGGUGGGAAGCACUGCGAGAUCGACACCGACGAAUGCUCCAGCAAACCUUGCCAGAACGGAGCCACCUGCAACGACUACGUCAAUUCUUACACCUGCACUUGCCCGUUGGGUUUCUCAGGCGCCACCUGCGAGACCAACGACGACGACUGCACAGGAAGUUCCUGCAUGAAUGGAGGCACCUGCGUUGACGGCAUCAACUCAUACUUAUGCAGAUGCCCGGCAGGCUACACUGGCACCAAUUGCCAGUUUCGCAUCAACGAGUGUGACUCUGGACCAUGCAGAAACGGAGGCACCUGCAUCGACGACAACGGAUUCUAUGACUGCAAAUGUCUCCCUGGUUACACCGGCAGAAACUGCGAAAAGUAUGUCGACUGGUGUGAGCAGAGCCCAUGCGAGAAUGGAUCCACAUGCAAACAACUCAACAACACCUACACCUGCACCUGCCUGCCCGGCUGGGCGGGCAAAAACUGCGACGUACAGAUGGUGUCGUGCGCCGUUGCUGCCACCCGCAAAAAGGUGAAAAUCAACGAUCUCUGCCAACAUGGCGGCGUGUGCGAGGACUAUCACAACAGCCAUCGGUGCAUCUGCCCGAAAGGAUACGGAGGGAGCUAUUGCCAGGAGAACAUCGACGAAUGCGCUCCCCAGCCGUGCCAGAACGGCGGACUCUGUCACGAUCUGCUCGGUAGCUACCGCUGCGAGUGUCCCGCGGGUUUCCAAGGUCAGAACUGCGAAUACAACAUCGACGACUGCCAUCCGAAGCCUUGUCAGAACGGGGGCACCUGCUUCGAUCUGGUCAACGCGUACAGAUGUAUCUGUCCUCCCGGGACGAACGGCAUCCUCUGCGAGUUCAAUCUCAACGACUGUACCGAGUCGUCUUGCCAUCACGGCGGCACAUGCGUCGACAAGAUCAACGGUUUCGAAUGCGAAUGUCCGCCUGGAUACGUCGGCUCCCGCUGCGAAGGCGACAUUAACGAAUGCCUGUCGAACCCGUGCAGCGCGGUCGGAACCCAGGACUGCGUGCAGUUGGUCAACGACUACCGUUGCGACUGUAAACCCGGUUUCGCCGGGCGGCAUUGCGACGCGAAAGUCGAGUUCUGCCCACCGAGCACCUGCCUGAACGGAGGCUUCUGCAUUCCGACCGAGCACGGCCACAACUGCAUGUGUCCCGAAGGCUUCAGUGGGGACCGAUGCCAAUUCAACAACUCGACCUCGUGCUAUCCUGGAUUGUGCAAGAACAACGGUCGUUGCAAUCCGACGGCGGACGGCUACGAGUGCGUUUGCCCCCAAGGAAUCCGAGGGAAGCAUUGCGAUUACGACGCGUACAACGAGUGCCUCUCGGCUCCCUGCAGGAACAACGGUCUCUGCGUCGACAAACUCGGCACCUAUGAAUGUUUCUGCCCGAGGAAAUUCAAAGGUCGCCAGUGUGAGAUCUACGACGUCAAUCAUCCCGGGAGCUCAGGCCAACCAUUCAACGAAUUCGAUACGCUGGGAAGCUCGGCGGCCGAACUUGAGGAAAUUCGCGCUUGCGUCUACAACAACUGUCCCAAGAAAGCAAAAGACGGAGUCUGCAACACGGAAUGCAACAUGCCGGCCUGCGGUUUCGACGGCGGAGAUUGCUCGCUGGGUUUGAAACCCUGGGAGAACUGCACCGCUCCGAUCAAAUGCUGGGAGGUGUUCGGAGACAACAUCUGCAACGAGGACUGUAACACCGUCGAAUGCCUCUUCGACGGCUUCGAUUGUAUGCGGAAACAGAAACAGUGUCGACCCGACUACGAUCAGUAUUGUUUGCUAAAUUACGGCAACGGUUACUGCGACAUCGGUUGCAAUACCAAAGAGUGCAACUGGGACGGAUUGGAUUGCGAAGAAGGGGAUCCGUUUAUCGCCGACGGCGAGAUCAUCAUGACGCUGAGGGAAUCUCCCGAAGACUUUGUGAACCGGAGCGCGUAUUUCGUGCGAUCUCUGAGUAAGAAGCUCCAAACGAAUCUCCGCAUCAAGAAGGAUAAUCACAACCAGGACAUGAUCUAUCCUUGGGUGGUGAACAACGACGACUCAUCCGACACACCCAGGAUCGGUCGGAUCGAAAUAGGAACCACCGUCCAUCUCGAGAUCGACAACCGGCAGUGCGUGAAGGCCAACAACGGCGAAUGCUUCCUGACGGCCUCGAAAGCGGCCGAGUUCAUAUCCGCAGCCCAUUCGAAACAAGCUCUCGACAUCAAUGGUUUCACGAUCGAAAGUCUUCGAACCUCCGAUAUCCAAGCCGGCGACUCAAACACCGGCUCGAGUUUCGCUCUUACGCUCACCGGACUGAUCGGAGUCGCUCUUCUCGGUACCCUCAUGGGCGUAAUGGUGGCGGGUCAAAGGAAACGCGCUCGAGGCAUCACCUGGUUCCCUGAGGGCUUCUUCCCAAUGCGGUCCGGAACCGGCCCACCGAGACGUCGUCCUGACGGGCAGGAGAUGCACAGUAUCUCUAAACUGUCCGCUCAACGAUUGGAUGCCAACGAUAAUCACGGAAUGUCGGAAUGGUCGGAUGACGAGCUUCAGAACCCUCCAUCGAAACGCAUGAGACCCCAUUCCAGUACACCCGAAUCAUCGUACGGCGACACCCACACCGUGAUGUCCUCGGCUGAUUACGACGAUACCGAUCCCCGUACGUGGACUCAGCGGCAUCUGAACGCCGCCGACGUUCGUAAUCCGGACAUCGUAGCCAUGACUCCGCCUCAGAACAAUUACGACUACGAGACGCACAUCGAUGUGGACGUUCGGGGUCCCGGAGGGCUCACGCCUCUCAUGUGCGCCGCUAUCCGCGGGAACGGACUGGAUCAAGCUAAAGAGGACCUGGAGGACGGGUCCGCCAACGUUAUCCAGGAUCUCCUCAACCAAGGAGCCAAACUGACAAACAGGACCGAAAAGACUGAAGAGACUCCACUCCAUCUCGCCGCACGUUACGCACGCUCGGAUAUCGCGAAGCGAUUCCUGGACAACAGCGCUAAUCCCAACGUUCAAGAUGCGACCGGAAGAACACCGUUGCACGCAGCUGUCGCCGCGGAUGCCGUCGGAGUUUUCCAAAUUCUGCUCCGAAAUCGCGCCACCGACCUCAACGCGAAAAUGUUCGACGGGACCACCCCGCUCAUCUUGGCCGUACGCAUGGCCGUCGAAGGAAUGGUUGAGGACCUGCUGAACGCCGAGGUCGACGUAAACUUGGCCGACGACCACGGAAAGACCGCUCUGCACUGGGCCGCAGCAAUCAAUCAGGACAACGCGGUGAAGAUCCUGCUCAACCACGGAGCGAACCGCGAUGCCCAGGACCACAAGGAAGAAACGCCGUUGUUCCUCGCAGCUCGUGAGGGCGCUCGGGACGCGGCCAAGGUCUUGCUGGAAUUCGGAGCCAACAGAGACAUCACCGAUCACAUGGAUCGGCUGCCGCGAGACAUAGCGGCGGAGCGGAAACACCUCGACAUGGUGAAGCUACUGGACGAAUUCGUUCCUUCGAACCACAAUCUUCCGCAAAUGGCGAUCACCCAGCCAGUGCUCAUCAGUAAUCCGAGGAACGCGAUCUCUUCGGCGACUUCUGCACAAGGUCCCGCCAAUAAACCUCUGAAGAAGGCUGUGCGACGGAACCAGAACGCUCUGCAGAAUAAAGAGCCCGCGUCACCGUCGGCAGAAAGUGCCGCAGCAUCGAAUAAGCGCCGAUCGCAGAGCAUGAAAAAGAAACGGGAACCCCCAUCCCCCGUCGUGCUCGGUAACCUCGAGAGCGCUCCGAUCCUGAGUCCGAGCUCCGUGGGGUCCCCUCGUUCGGCGACCCUUUCGCCAUCGUCGAGUCUUUUCCACGCUCACUCAUUGGCCGUCAGUCAGCCCAACUUGACGGGACUCAACGAUACCAAACAGCCCCCUCGCUACGAGGAUUGCGUCAAAGGUGCGUCCGGCAUCUACGACAUGACGGCCAGCAUGUACGGCGGACCGAGCGGCCUGCUCGAUUCUACGAACAUCUACACUGCGCCGAUGCAGCCUCCUCUUCAACCUCAACCGGCCGUGCAUUCUCGACAGCAGAGCCUGCCAGCGGCAGCGGCGACGGGGUUCUCCGCGCCUCCGCCGGUUCCUUCGCCGACGAAGCACCGGCCCGCCCUGCCGACGAGCCCGACCCACAUGUUGGCAAUGCGGCAGCAACACGCUCAAAAUAAACCCAAGAUUAGCAGCGGCUCGGCGUACGAGUUCCCAAUGAAGUCUGAACCCACAAGCAUUUACUCGGGAAGUUCCAGCCAAUACCAAAUUCCGCCAACGACGACGACACCGCCGGCUUAUCAUUUCCCUACGCCCCCUAGCGUCUCUCAAGUCUCGCAGUACUCAGAUCAUCCAACACCUCAGCACUUCUCAACGCACGAUCCGAGUUAUCUCACUCCGUCACCGGAAUCACCUGGACAAUGGUCGUCAUCGAGUCCGCAAUCGGCUCAGAGCGACUGGUCCGACGCCAUCCACAGUCCUUCGCACCCACCGCUGGAGAUGAAGGUUUUCGCGAACAUGCCGGCGAUCAUUCAACAAGGUCAACAGCAGCAGCAGCAGCAACAACAGCAGGCGACUCAGCAAGUACAACAGCCGCCGCAAAAAACGCAUCCAGAUGCCGUCUUCAUAUGA